This is a messenger RNA of Crotalus tigris (Tiger rattlesnake), 1137 nucleotides long. It is a transcript of the gene MRPL12, whose product is annotated as mitochondrial ribosomal protein L12. The record is from RefSeq and is a predicted model, not a curated record. The transcript has 5 exons. NCBI's taxonomy places the organism in Eukaryota, Metazoa, Chordata, Lepidosauria, Squamata, Viperidae. The coding region runs from base 89 to 658 and encodes 189 amino acids. Gene Ontology annotation, molecular function: structural constituent of ribosome. Gene Ontology annotation, biological process: mitochondrial transcription; translation. Gene Ontology annotation, cellular component: ribosome; mitochondrial large ribosomal subunit.
AGCGUCCCCGGCGCCCUUUGCGGUGUGCACGCUUCAGAAAGAGGGGACCGUCGGUGUUUCCUUCCUGCCGCCUUUUGGAGCCGCCGCUAUGGCCAUGUUUCCCGCGGCCGGACUCGGUACCGCUCUCCGACUGUUACUGCGGCAGCAUCGAUCACAAGCUUGUGCUAUCCGGAUGCUAAAGACUACAUGUUCAAAGUGUAGUGAAGUCUUGGCAAGUCCCAGUAUGGAUGAUGCCCCCAAAGAAUAUUCACCCAAGAUUCAACAGCUAGUUCAGGACAUUGCUAACCUGACUCUUCUAGAGAUUUCUGACCUCAAUGAGUUGCUAAAGAAAACUCUCAAGAUCCAAGAUAUUGGACUUAUGCCAAUGGCCGGGAUGAUGCCAGCAACACAGUCGGCAGCACCAGCAGAAGAAGAAGAAGAAGUUGUUGAAAAAGUAGAAAAGAUCAAUUUUACAGUGCGGUUGACUGGGUUUAAAGCUGAAGACAAGGUGAAAGUUAUCAAGGAAUUAAAGAACCAUGUGGAGAACAUAAACCUUGUCCAGGCAAAGAAGUUGGUGGAAUCUCUCCCUCAAGACAUCAAAGUAAAUGUUCGUAAAGAAGAAGCAGAAAAGAUUAAAUCAGCUCUGGAGGCAGCUGGAGGCACAGUUGUUGUGGAUUAAAGAAUCUGCCUGCCUGCCAAAGGACUUAAAAGCAGAGCUGGGGACGGACCCUCUGUGUCAGUCAUCCCUGUGGACUGGUGGUGGAGUACUAUGCGGUUCCAGGAAAAUUGCUCUGCCCCAUUUUUUUCUGCUGUGCAGUUUCCCACGGUGAUGGCUCAGUGUGUAAGAAAUCUUCAGCACACCUUGCUGUCUGCUAUGCAGUUAAAAACCUGUAUUCAUAAUGAAUAUACAUGAUGGAUAACACCUGUAAAAUAUGUGUGAUGAUCCUUUCUUGCAUGUUAUUGUUUUUUCCAUCCAGCAGGUUUCUCAAGAUUGUGUGGGUUUUGGACCAUUGUCUCUUACUUGCAGAUUUAAUCAUUUGUGGGAGCAGAUGGGUGGGAUCUUUAUAGAUUUUGGGUCAUAAUCUAAGAUUAUCUUUCCAAUAGGAGGUGUAAGCAAAACUGAUUCUCUUUUAAUAAAAAAGGAAAGCAGCUUGGAAA